Messenger RNA from Podarcis muralis (Common wall lizard), 2035 nucleotides. The record is from RefSeq and is a predicted model, not a curated record. Lineage: Eukaryota; Metazoa; Chordata; Lepidosauria; Squamata; Lacertidae.
GAAAUAAUAAUAACCUGAUUUUUUAAGAAUAAACAGUCCUAAUAAUUCUCCUCACAAUCUGGUGAAUUAAUAGCAAUAACUCAUCAAGAUCUCGUGCUUCAUAUCUCAAUAACAACAGCAGCAGCACUGCAUUCUCGUGUUUCAUUAAUUUGCAGUUAUUCACCUCAAAGUCUGUUAUUUGCUCAAUAUCUUAAUAAUAAUCCUGUAAGGAGAUAAUAGAAAUCGCUGGGUUAAAGUUGACCGAAAGUCCAGAGGACAAUCAUGUCAUUGAGAGCAUGUGGCUUGAUUAUCUUCAGGAAGCUGCGUGAGACAUCGUCUGCUUCUGCUGCUGGGAACAACAUUGAGUACCUUCUCCUGCAGACGUCCUAUGGGUCUCAUCACUGGACCCCUCCGAAAGGCCAUGUUGAUCCUGGGGAAGAUGACUUGCAGACUGCCCUCCGGGAGACGCAGGAAGAGGCUGGACUGGACUCCACUCAGUUCACCAUCGUUGACGGGUUUAAAAAGGAGCUGAACUACACUGUGAAUGGCAAAGCCAAAACCGUCAUCUACUGGCUGGCUGAAAUGAAGGACAACAACACAGAGGUCAAGCUCUCAUCGGAGCACCAGGCCUUUUGCUGGCUGACCCUCAAUGAGGCUUGCAGGCUUGCAGAGUUCAAGGACAUGCAAGGCGCCUUUAGGGAAGCACACAACUUUCUUUGCUCCAAGGUUGGGGAACACUGCUCCAGGGGAUGCAGGAAUGGGGUUUUGUUUUGUUUUUUUUAGCUGAAAGUUUAACUGACGAUUCCAUAAAAAUAAAAGCAGAAUACUAGGGGGAAAAUGCAAAAAUCUUAAAAGAUGCACUUUAAUUAUGUCAAGCUACUUAAAGCAUGGAUGUUUCCACACACACACACACACACACACACACACACCGAAUUCUUAGAGAGGGAUGUUUAGCGCGAGCAGAAUUCAAAACAGCCUCUAUAAGUUAUAUGCUGAGCCUUUAUACUGGGCAUUGACAAUUGGCGAAACAGGGUCUGGAUGCAACCUACAGUUUGUGGCGCUCAGUGAUGUUCAUGGAGGAGAGUUUUAUCAAGAACUGCUAGCCAUGCUAACUAAGUGGCAGCUUCAGAGGCAGGCAGCAAAUGGUAGAGAGAGACACACUUGUCGACAUUGUGACUGCUUGUGAGCUUCCUAGAGGCAUUUGUGUGUCGUUUGGAAACAGAAUGCUGGUCUAGAUGGACCUCUGGUCUGAUCCAGCAAGGCAGUGUCUUAUGCAUUUGUAUAAACUUGUAGCAGCAGCAGCAGCAGGGACAAAUUAGUCACAUAUGAGAAACCCACCCUGGCAGGCUGAAGUCCUGCAAGGGCCACAAGCAGUUUGCCCAUUUGUGAGAUAGAGAGUUUUCACGUAGGCAAACCUAGCCAUUUUCCUGACCCCAAAAUCCUUGUCUUAACGCCUUUGUGGGCUUCCAUCGUUGCCUUUGAGCCAGGACUGGUAUCAUGGCUGGAGUUUCCGGCUAGGGCCAGGGUUCAAAUCCUCACUCGGGCAUAAAGCUUGCUGGGUGUGACGCUGGGCCACUUGCUGCGUCUCAGCCUAACCUACCCCACAGGGAUGUGGUGAGGAUAAAAUGGGAAAGGAGAGAACCAUGUACGCCACCUUGAGCUCCUUGGAGGGAAGAAGGCGGGAUAUAAAAAUAAAAUAAUACGUGUGGGCAUGAUCGCGAUGCUACACACACCCCCCUUUCUGACAAAGCAUAGAAGCUCAAGAGCAUGAUAAUUUUCCUGUGUGUGGCACAGAUGUCCUCUCUGCACCAAUGCUGUCCCCAGUGCUACUGCAGUACUGCAAUUUGGGCAGAAGUCCAUCCAUUCAUCCCACAGGUCAAGUCAGAUCUUGCCUGUAGGCCACUGGACUCCACUUAGUUUACAGUGAGUUGAGGAAAAUCCAUGUCAGGAACAGGAAAGCCCUUGUACAGUGAUCGCACAAAACUAGCGUGUCACAUGAUCAAUUCUCUGUGUGUGGAUGUGUGCUUUUUGUUUAAAAAUAAAGAAUCCCCAUUCA